Messenger RNA from Balearica regulorum gibbericeps (East African grey crowned-crane), 810 nucleotides. Lineage: Eukaryota; Metazoa; Chordata; Aves; Gruiformes; Gruidae. The record is from RefSeq and is a predicted model, not a curated record.
AUGUCUUCGCCAAGUGAUGUCUGUAUGGAAGAAAUACUGCUGGAAGAUGAUGAGCGAGACAGCAUAGAAUACAGGAUUCUAAUGGCCUACGCCCAGAGGCGGUUGUCCGUUAGUAGAUAUGGGAAACUUCUGAAAAAUGAGGCCAAUGUGCAGAAAUCAUCGUCCUUAAUCAGGAGAAGAGCGGAAAUUCAAUUACAGGGUGGCUGGGUGGAACUAUUAAUUGCCUUCUUUAUUUCUCACCCUCCUUCCCAAGCAGGUGAAACAGCAGAUGUCAACCACAUCGCAGACAAACUUGUCAAGCUUGUUGCAUCCAGAUCCCAGGAACCUCUUUCAGAUCAGUCAUUCAGGAUAACGUGUCAAAAUCGGACUCUGUGUGAGAAACAAGAUGAUAGCGAUCCUACUGUUGGAAGUGAGGGCGAGGAACAUGACGAAGAAAAGAUAAUACAAACAAUAGUUUCACUGUUGAGACAAUCAGGGGACCAACUAGAAGAAAAGAUCAAAAAGGACAGGGUUUUCUAUCAGUGCUUUAAAGACAUGCUGUCCUACCCCUUCUUCAAGAGGAUCACUGAUGUGUUCCUGGAGGAUGUCUCAGCAGAUUCAACAAGAGAACCAGGAGGCCACACACAAUGCACAAAAGUUGCCUUUACAAUGGAAGUUGCCACCAGACUUACUGCUGUGGACAACCAUCCUAUGAACCUGGUCUUGGGCUUUGGAUUAAAGUACCUCAGAGAACACUUCAAGCCAUGGAUUCAGGACCAGGGUGGCUGGGAGAAGGCUUUGACUUCACUGGAUCAGGAAGAAGUAGAGUAA